This is a messenger RNA of Fundulus heteroclitus (mummichog), 1198 nucleotides long. Its product is annotated as ADP-ribosylation factor-like protein 5A. The transcript is spliced from 5 exons. NCBI's taxonomy places the organism in Eukaryota, Metazoa, Chordata, Actinopteri, Cyprinodontiformes, Fundulidae. Gene Ontology annotation, cellular component: cytoplasm; trans-Golgi network. Gene Ontology annotation, biological process: protein localization to Golgi membrane; vesicle-mediated transport; intracellular protein transport. The coding region runs from base 149 to 577 and encodes 142 amino acids. The record is from RefSeq and is a predicted model, not a curated record. Gene Ontology annotation, molecular function: GTPase activity; GTP binding.
AGGCAUCCAGAUAUCUGCAGCCUUUAAACCCAGGUUAUCAAAGUUGUUGGCACACUUUUAUUAUUGUUGUUUCUGCUUUUCAGAGCACAAAGUCAUCAUUGUCGGCCUGGACAACGCAGGCAAGACUACAAUCCUUUACCAGUUCUCAAUGAAUGAGGUGGUGCACACUUCUCCCACAAUUGGGAGCAAUGUGGAGGAGAUCGUUGUCAACAACACCCAUUUUCUGAUGUGGGACAUCGGAGGCCAGGAAUCCCUGCGGUCGUCUUGGAAUACGUACUACACCAACACAGAGUUUGUCAUCGUGGUGGUCGACAGCACAGACCGAGAGCGCAUCUCUGUGACCAAAGAAGAACUCUACAGAAUGCUAGCACACGAAGACCUCCGAAAAGCAGGACUGUUGAUAUUUGCGAACAAGCAAGACGUGAAAGGCUGCAUGACUGUGGCUGAAAUCUCCCAGAGCCUCCAGCUUACCUCCGUCAAAGACCACCAGUGGCACAUCCAGGCGUGUUGCGCCCUCACCGGGGAGGGGUUGUGUCAAGGUCUGGAGUGGAUGAUGUCCCGGCUCCGCGUGAGAUGAUGACCCUCGUGGCUUUGCGUGGGAGUUUGCCUGUUCUGUUGUUUCUUCUCUGCCUCCAGACAUAAAGGGGGGGGUGGGAUGAGUCUGGUUUCCUGGACGGCCUUCUCCUCCACUCCAUUCCCUCUCCAAGCUGACACGGACAGACUGUUGGCAGGAUCCUGUGUUUUCCUGUGAUAAUUUAUUUGACUAAAAGACAUGUAACGCAUCCGAGGAGAAGAGACUUUUUUCAGCGGGACGGAGGACACGGAAUAUGUGAAGAGAGAUUUCUGCACGGCUUUCCUUUUUUCAGUAAAAAAAAAAACAACAGACGAGUCGGCGAAGCGUCCGGCUCGGACCUGUACAUGGACGUAUUCCUCAGCCGUGCGAGUCGAGCCCACGGUGGCCUUGCAGUAUUUCCAUACUGGCAGUGGUGGUUUUCAUCGCCCCCCCCCCCCCCUCCCCUCUGUGUGCAAUCCAGUAUUCUCCUAUAACUAGGUGCCUGCAUCAAAAUGCUUAAAGGGGUGACGGUCAACGGCCGGCCGAAACACGUUUGACUGAGGGUGGAACGUUACAAUAUGCCCUCUUCCCUUCAGUCUCUAUGAAAAUUCACUAAAAUAAAGUCUUUUUAUCUGUUUGGGUGAA